AUGACCACCAGUAGCCACGCAUGUCACGUCCCAGCGGUGAACGGGCACAUGACUCACUAUCCAGCCGCACCCUACCCAUUACUCUUCCCACCGGUCAUUGGCGGACUUUCCUUGCCUCCCCCGCAUGGCCUCCACAGCCAUCCUCCGCCAAGUGGAUGUAGCACCCCAUCACCUGCAACGAUUGAAACACAGAGCACCAGCUCCGAGGAACUGGUCCCGAGCCCUCCGUCUCCACUUCCUCCCCCUCGGGUGUACAAGCCCUGCUUCGUCUGCCAGGACAAGUCAUCGGGGUACCACUAUGGGGUCAGCGCCUGCGAGGGGUGUAAGGGGUUUUUCCGCAGAAGCAUUCAGAAGAACAUGAUUUACACUUGUCACCGAGAUAAGAGCUGUGUUAUUAAUAAAGUCACCAGGAAUCGAUGCCAGUACUGUCGACUCCAGAAGUGCUUUGAAGUGGGGAUGUCCAAAGAAUCGGUCAGGAAUGACAGAAACAAGAAAAAGAAGGAGCCUUCGAAGCAGGAAUGCACGGAAAGCUACGAAAUGACGGCCGAGCUGGACGAUCUCACGGAGAAGAUCAGGAAAGCCCACCAGGAAACCUUCCCCUCGCUCUGCCAGCUGGGCAAGUACACCACGAAUUCCAGUGCCGACCAUCGAGUCCGACUGGAUCUGGGCCUCUGGGACAAAUUCAGUGAACUGGCUACCAAGUGCAUUAUUAAGAUCGUGGAGUUUGCUAAACGUCUGCCAGGUUUCACCGGCUUGACCAUCGCAGACCAAAUCACCCUGCUGAAGGCGGCCUGUUUGGACAUCCUGAUUCUGAGAAUCUGCACCAGGUAUACCCCAGAGCAAGACACCAUGACGUUUUCGGACGGCCUGACCCUGAAUCGAACCCAGAUGCACAACGCCGGGUUCGGCCCCCUGACCGACCUCGUGUUCACCUUCGCCAGCCAGCUUCUGCCUCUGGAGAUGGACGACACGGAGACAGGCCUUCUCAGCGCCAUCUGCUUGAUCUGUGGAGACCGUCAGGACCUUGAGGAACCAACAAAAGUAGAUAAGCUACAAGAACCAUUGCUGGAAGCACUAAAAAUUUAUAUCAGAAAGAGACGACCCAGCAAGCCUCACAUGUUUCCAAAGAUCCUCAUGAAAAUCACAGAUCUCCGCAGCAUCAGUGCUAAAGGUGCAGAACGUGUAAUUACCUUGAAAAUGGAAAUUCCCGGCUCGAUGCCCCCUCUCAUUCAGGAAAUGCUGGAGAAUUCUGAAGGACAUGAACCCUUGACCCCAAGCUCGAGUGGGAACACAGCAGAGCACAGUCCCAGCACCUCGCCCAGCUCCGUGGAGAACAGCGGUGUUGGUCAGUCACCACUGCUGCAAUAA
Molecule: messenger RNA, 1368 nt
Organism: Mesoplodon densirostris (Blainville's beaked whale)
Lineage: Eukaryota; Metazoa; Chordata; Mammalia; Artiodactyla; Ziphiidae
Gene: RARB
Product: retinoic acid receptor beta
Exons: 8
Coding region: 1-1368 (455 amino acids)
Biological process (GO): retinoic acid receptor signaling pathway; cellular response to corticotropin-releasing hormone stimulus; regulation of transcription by RNA polymerase II
Cellular component (GO): transcription regulator complex; nucleus
Molecular function (GO): nuclear receptor activity; RNA polymerase II cis-regulatory region sequence-specific DNA binding; nuclear glucocorticoid receptor binding
Source: RefSeq, a predicted model, not a curated record